This is a messenger RNA of Nannospalax galili (Upper Galilee mountains blind mole rat), 982 nucleotides long. It is a transcript of the gene Nkx6-3, whose product is annotated as NK6 homeobox 3. The transcript is spliced from 3 exons. Gene Ontology annotation, cellular component: nucleus. Gene Ontology annotation, molecular function: DNA-binding transcription factor activity, RNA polymerase II-specific; RNA polymerase II cis-regulatory region sequence-specific DNA binding. NCBI's taxonomy places the organism in Eukaryota, Metazoa, Chordata, Mammalia, Rodentia, Spalacidae. The coding region runs from base 173 to 961 and encodes 262 amino acids. Gene Ontology annotation, biological process: cell differentiation; regulation of transcription by RNA polymerase II. The record is from RefSeq and is a predicted model, not a curated record.
CCUCCCUUCUCCUGGCACCUGACUUCCCAGCCGGCUGACGUGGGUGCCUGGUGUGCUGGGCGGGAGGCUGGGGUGGCUCUGACCCUCCAGACCUGCCAUGAGAUUCUGGGCCACCAUCUGGGGUGGUGAGCUUUAGUGGCUCCCGGCCCUUCCACUUCCUGACCUGAAGACCAUGGAGUCCAACCUGCAGGGAACGUUCCUACUAAACAACACACCGCUGGCCCAGUUCUCGGAGAUGAAGGCCCCUGUGUGCCAGUACUCAGUGCAGAACUCCUUCUACAAGCUCAGCCCUCCCGGGCUCGGCCCCCAGCUGGCUGCGGGGACACCCCACGGGAUCACUGACAUCCUGAGCAGGCCGGUAGCCACUCCGAACAGCAGCCUUCUCUCUGGCUACCCCCACGUGGCAGGCUUUGGCGGACUCAGCUCCCAGGGGGUCUACUAUGGCCCCCAGGUGGGGAGUUUUUCCAAGGCUGGGAACGAGUACCCCACCCGGACCCGGAACUGUUGGGCAGACACAGGCCAGGACUGGCGAGCCGGAGGACGGCCGUGCGGCAACACUCCAGAUCCCCUAAGUGACAACAUCCAUAAGAAAAAGCACACCCGGCCUACCUUCACAGGCCACCAGAUAUUUGCUCUGGAGAAAACCUUCGAGCAGACCAAGUACUUGGCCGGCCCUGAGAGGGCAAGGCUGGCAUAUUCAUUGGGCAUGACUGAGUCACAGGUCAAGGUGUGGUUCCAGAACCGGAGGACCAAGUGGAGGAAGAAGAGCGCCCUGGAGCCCUCGUCCUCCACGCCCCGGGCCCCGGGUGGCGCGGGCGGCGACCGCGCGGCCUCGGAGAACGAGGACGACGAGUACAACAAGCCGCUGGACCCCGACUCCGACGACGAGAAGAUUCGCCUGCUGCUGCGCAAGCACCGCGCCGCCUUCUCGGUGCUUGGCCUGGGCGCGCACAGCGUCUGACCCCCGCCCGCCGGCCCCGCC